This is a messenger RNA of Diplodia corticola, 1644 nucleotides long. RefSeq lists its product as uncharacterized. The record is from RefSeq and is a predicted model, not a curated record. Bases 1 to 1644 code for a protein of 547 amino acids. NCBI's taxonomy places the organism in Eukaryota, Fungi, Ascomycota, Dothideomycetes, Botryosphaeriales, Botryosphaeriaceae. The transcript is spliced from 2 exons.
AUGAUCCCGACGCGGGACAUCGGCACCCGCUACAAUGGCCUCGCGACCGUCCCCACGUUCGGUUUGCACGUGCCGCCGUCGGAUGAGGGCAAAGGUGACCUGCGCAAGAUGUUGAACGAGGUGAAGCACCUCUACUUCGACCGUCGCUACCGGCAGUGCGCUUCCAAAUGCCUGGAACUUCUUGACAAGAAUUGUUCGGAUCAUCACCCUCUGGUCCGCACUUUCCUUUACUUCUACGCCGCCCUGUCGUACGACUCCCUGGCGCGGUCAAUGCACAAUCAUUCAGUGGCGCGCGUGCCUUCUCUCCAGCAGUCUGAAGAGUUCUACAACAAGGCGCUUGCCACGCUGCCGGAGCCUCUACCCAUUCAACAAGACGAGAACCGCCCGCAGUCGCCGCCGAAACUGUCCCUCAGCCUGCCAGCCCAGGAUGACCAGCCUAAAGGCAGGCAGCCCGUACCCAGCAUGUGGGACCUCACUUCAACCUUCGAUGCAUUCGACCUGUCGUCUUCGGCCUCGAGGCGUCACUCUUUCAACAGUUCGAAGCACUCUCGGACGGACUCGCUCGUGACCGACGUCUCGUGGGCUGAAGAUAUCCACUCCGACCCCUUCACCGACGACAAACGUGACCACAAGCCGGAGAACAACUACCUCUCCGUCGAGCCGCCAAGCAUCAAGCGCCCAUCGCCGCUCCAAGUUCGCAAGGCCAGGUCCAGCGACUCGCUGCUCUCCGAAAAGAGCGCUCACACGGACUCGCCAGCGCAGACGCCCAGCCGCAACAACAAGAAAAACAACAACGGCCUCGACACCGCCUUCCAGUUCCCGCCCCCGGAGACGCCCCCUCCUCAGACGCCCCCGCCGCAGACGCACGGCUUCGUGGACAUGGUCGAAGGCACGCCCAUCCAAUGGGCGACGACGCCUCGCUCCUCGCAGCAGCAGCGACAGCGCCAGCUAAGCGACUACGACGACACCGACGAUGACGAGGACCACGACGCCGCCGCCGCCGCCAACAGGAACAACACGCACGGCAACGACGCGGACCCGACCACUCCCACGCCCGCACGUGUCGCCGCCCGCACGCCCCUCGAGCGCACGCAUCCCUGCCCGUGCCUGCUCUUCCCCCGCGACCUCUCCAGCACCAGCCUGCUGCCGCUGCCGCUCGCCGCCCGCAUCCAGCACUACAACGGCGACCUGUCCGCGUUCCGCGCCCAGCUCGUCUCGCACCUGCUCGCCAUCCAGCUGCUCAAGGCCGGCGGCUCCCACAGCCCGGCCUCCAGCCGCUCCGUGUCGGGUUCGUCCACGUCUACGUCCACGGCGACGGCUGCUUCUCCUUCUAAUUCCGCGUGGUCCGAAGCCACGGCCACGAACUCGGGCGGUGCGGUCGAGGAGAACAGGCGACGCAGCGGCGUCUUCGCGCCCGCACUGUCGUUGUCGACUGACGCGACAACCGCUACGCACGGCGGUGGCGACGGCGGCGACGCUGCUGCUGCUUCUUCCCCUACCGUCUCGAACAGCCGCGGCAUGACUCCCGGCCAGAAGGAGGACCGCAUCCGCGAGGGCAGGAAGAGGAUGUGGGCGCGGGAGCGCUUCGACCCGAGCGGCUGCCGCGAGCUGGCUAGGCUGGCGUUGCAGGAGUGCGAGGCGUGA